AUGGAUAUUCUUCGACCAGUGAGAGUUUGUGGAAAGCUAUUCGUGCGGCAAUACGCUGCGAAAUCGAUGAAGAACGAAAGACCUAGAAAGGCUUUCAAAUUGGCAGCUUCUGUGGGAUCUAAAAAGGUUGGUCGUGCCAAGAAAGGCGUUAAAAAUAACUCUAAAGAGCCCUCGACGUUUCAUUUUGGCAAUUUUGGAGGUUUGAAAGACACGAAUGCAGCAGAAGUUGAGAAGAGUGGACGACUAAUAUCUAAGAUCACUGAUUUUGACCAAUUGAAAAUUCUGCCGCUUGUUAGAACAACAAUAAAGCAAAUUAUCGCUAAUGAGUCUCUGCAUAGGAGCCCACAGAUUGUUCCGUCUCCGAUUCAGAUUGUUACCAUAAAAAAACUGGCGGCAAGUCUGAUGGAUCCCAAGCUACAAGUUCACGCUAUUGCAGCAGAAACUGGUUCUGGUAAAACUAUGGCAUAUUUGGUACCUCUACUAGACUAUUUGAAGAGACAAGAAAUUGAAACUGUCGAGCUGUGGGAAACUUUGCGCACUAAAGCAAUAAUAAGAUCUGUGAUUCUUGUACCAACUCAUGAGCUGGUCGAUCAAGUUUAUAGAACAGUAUCAAAAACUGAGGCUUCUUUGGGAUUGAACACUUACAAGUGGGGCGCUGGUUCUCCUUACACGGAAUUUUUGGAUAAAGUCAAGAAUAGAAUUGAUAUCCUUGUGACGACUCCAGCCAAACUUCUUUCAUUGUUCAACAUACGAAUGAUAAGCAGAGCAGACAGGCUGUUAUCUCAGGUUAAGUUUGUGGUACUUGAUGAAGCAGAUACUCUGAUGGAUCAAUCAUGGGUUGAGGAUACACACCACGCUAUUCGAAAAAUGCCCAAUGCAAGUCACAUAGUCUUUUGUUCGGCCACGAUACCGAACGAGUUCAACAAGACACUUGACAGACUAUUCCCCACUGUGGUUCCAAUAACUACUCCUAGGUUACACAAGCUACCUAGUGGUCUAGAGUUCAAGAUGAUCGAUGCUUCAUUGAGUCCAUACAAGGGUUCAAAGAUGAAAGCUCUAGCACAAGCGCUCUAUGCAAUUGUUAACGAUGGUUCGGAGGCAGACUAUGAGAAAAGAUGUGUGGUAUUUGUGAAUGAAAAGAAAGACGUACCAAAAGUAGCGGAGAAGCUACGUAUCACUUAUGGUCAUGACUGUGUGGGCCUUACCGGUAGUGAUUCGGCUGAAGAAAGAGCUGCAAGUAUGGAAGCUUUUUUGAAUCCGCCAAAACUUUUGAAGAGUUUGGACGCUAGCGCACCGAUACAAAAAGCGGCCGAGAAGGUGAGGAUUCCGGACUCCAAUCUGACCAUCUUAUCUGAGCAAGAAGAUCAAGCCGAAAAGCCGAUGUCUCGACUAAAGGUUCUUGUAACUACAGAUCUGAUGGCUAGAGGAUUGAAUUUCCAGGGAGUAAGAAAUGUUAUCUUGUAUGACGUCCCAAAGACUUCUAUUGACCUUGUCCACCGAGCGGGUAGAACCGGUAGAAUGAAACAGGGCGGCAGAGUGUUUAUGCUUGUGGAGAAGUCUACCAAGUCAUGGGCUAGAGCCAUUCCAAAGAUCGUCAAGAGAAAUGUUGCACUGUCGUAA
Torulaspora delbrueckii is the source of this 1620-nucleotide messenger RNA. RefSeq names its product ATP-dependent RNA helicase (gene MRH4). The record is from RefSeq and is a predicted model, not a curated record. Bases 1 to 1620 code for a protein of 539 amino acids. Lineage: Eukaryota; Fungi; Ascomycota; Saccharomycetes; Saccharomycetales; Saccharomycetaceae. The transcript has a single exon. Gene Ontology annotation, molecular function: ATP binding; nucleic acid binding.